AUGUUUGUAUUUAUACGCAUGUCGACUAGUAUAAGGUUUGUAAAUGUGACCUAUUGCAAAUUUGUUUAUGUGAAUGAGAUAGUGUCUAGAUAACUUAACCUAGAACGUGUACCAUGUUGUUGUCCAAGUGAAAUUUAUUUGCAGGUGAGAUUGUAUAAUAAGCUAUAUGGGUGUCAUACUUAUAUUUGCAUUUGUUUUGACAUUUCAGUGCAAAGAUGCCUUUAUUUAUUGUGGAGACUACUUGCAGCCUCAUUGGUUGGCUCUUUCUGUACGUGUUGCUUUGUUUCUUCAAUACUGACAGAGAUAAUGAGUGGAACUGUAGGUUGGUAACUCUGUUUCAUGGCAUACUGAUAGUCUGUUUGACUGCCUAUAUUGGCUUCAUCGCUGGGCCAUGGCCUUUAACACACCCAGGCACAGAAAACACAUCUCUCCAGAUAUUGGCUCUAGUCCUCAGCCUGGGAUAUUUCCUCUUUGACAUGGCUUGGUGUGUGUACUUCCGUACGGAGGGUCUCGUGAUGCUGGCCCACCACACCAUGAGCAUCCUCGGGAUUUUGCUAGCUUUGGGUCUGGGCGAGUCAGGCAUCGAGACCUGCGGCGUUCUCUUCGGCAGCGAGAUCACCAACCCGCUCCUACAAGCACGCUGGUUUCUCAAGCGGGUGGGCCGCUACGACAGUUUGGCUGGAGACGUGGUGGACCUGCUCUUCAUUGUUUUGUUUGCCUCUGUGAGGAUUGGCGUUGGAAGCGGAAUGCUGUACUGUGAGUUAAUUUCCCCAAAGCCAUCACUGAUUGUGAAAAUAUGCGGGGUGGCUAUUUACACGCUCUCCUGGAUCUUCAUGAUAGACAUUGGACGGUUUGCCUGUCGGAAAACUCGAGCCAAAUACAGGCGAUGGAAAGAGCAAAGAAAACUGGAUGAUGCUAAUGGACAUGCGGAUAAGGUCAAAUAGGCCGUUUUAAACAUGUGGGAGGAAAGAAUGUGUAAAUUGCAGGAUUUAGAUGAAUUUUUGUGUGUUUACUAGAUAAGUAUUUUCAAAACAGUUUGAUAGAAAUUGCACUCAUCAAUCUCUAGUAAUGAAAUAUUUAUAGGCUGGACAUUACCUAAAAAUGCAUAGUUCACCUCCCCCCCAAAA
Molecule: messenger RNA, 1127 nt
Organism: Paramisgurnus dabryanus
Lineage: Eukaryota; Metazoa; Chordata; Actinopteri; Cypriniformes; Cobitidae
Gene: tlcd5b
Product: TLC domain containing 5b
Cellular component (GO): membrane
Source: RefSeq, a predicted model, not a curated record